Molecule: messenger RNA, 457 nt
Organism: Dermacentor silvarum
Lineage: Eukaryota; Metazoa; Arthropoda; Arachnida; Ixodida; Ixodidae
Exons: 3
Coding region: 74-457 (127 amino acids)
Source: RefSeq, a predicted model, not a curated record
UAGCCGCUCUACCAUAGUUAAUAAGUGUCAUUGAUUGGGACGUAGAGAAAAGACAAAGAAGACGCUGUUCGCAAUGGCCAAGUACCAGGAGGAAGACGACAGCCUGCGAAGGCUCGUGCUCGCCUUUGCCGUGACGGCGUGCCUGUUGUGCGUGGUCCUCGCUCUUUCUGUGUACCGCCGGAGGGAACCUCCAAAACAAGACGUCGACGACUCGGCCAGCGCCCCAUCACCCAGCGCCUCCCAGCCGACGGUGGCGACCGACCCCAAGGCGGCCGAGAUCGCGGCGCGUCGGAGGCGCAAGUUUGAAAUACUGAGACGUCGCGCGGCCAAGCAGGAACUCGCCAACCCAUCCCGCGACGAGUGGAUCUACGUGGACGCGCAGGGGCGACCGAUGGCGUACCUCACCUCCACGCAGACGGUCACGGUCACGUACACGGCACCAGCAAGAUCACGGUGA